This is a messenger RNA of Racocetra persica, 167 nucleotides long. The record is from the annotation of a GenBank genome assembly. NCBI's taxonomy places the organism in Eukaryota, Fungi, Glomeromycota, Glomeromycetes, Diversisporales, Gigasporaceae.
CUAUAACAGCAAAAUGCACACAUGAAAAUAACGUAUGCAGGGAGUGUGUUGAACGACACAUAGAUACAAGUUUAUCUGGAAAAGGUGAUGUAGUUAUUCAUUGUCUUUCCGGAAAUUGUAGACAAGUUAUUGAACAUAGUGAUGUGAAAAGAAUAGCUAGUCGUGAG